AUGUCUGGACGAGGGAAAGGUAAAGCUAAGGGUACUAAAUCGAAAUCACGUUCUUCCCGAGCGGGUUUACAGUUUCCAGUCGGCAGAAUUCAUCGUUUGUUGAGGAAGGGAAAUUACGCUGAACGUGUUGGCGCAGGUGCCCCAGUUUACAUGGCCGCUGUUUUGGAAUACCUUUCAGCUGAAAUACUGGAACUCGCCGGAAAUGCAGCUAGAGAUAACAAGAAGUCUAGAAUAAUCCCACGCCAUCUUCAGCUUGCUGUACGCAACGACGAAGAACUGAACAAGUUGCUCGCCGGUGUCACCAUCGCCCAGGGAGGUGUGUUACCGAACAUUCAAGCGGUGCUGUUGCCAAAGAAGACCGAAAAAGGAGGAAAAGCCACUCACUAG
Molecule: messenger RNA, 387 nt
Organism: Pocillopora meandrina
Lineage: Eukaryota; Metazoa; Cnidaria; Anthozoa; Scleractinia; Pocilloporidae
Source: the annotation of a GenBank genome assembly